AUGCCUAACUUGGUCCCUCCCGUGACCACUGUCGAGAUGGCUCUCGCGUACAAACAGAAGCUUCUCGCCAUCAACCCCAACGUCAACUACCUCAUGUCUCUCUUUCUGCACUCUAGUGUCACGCCCGAGGUGAUUGACAAGGCUGCCGCGGCCGGCGUCACCGGCGUUAAGCUGUACCCUCAGGGCGCCACCACCAACUCGGACAAUGGCGUUGCCGAUCUCAAGGCCUUUUACGACACUUUUGAGGCGAUGGAGAGAAACGACUUAGUGUUGAACUUGCACGGUGAAGCCCUCGAGGCGCUGGCUCCCGCGGGCAUGACCCUCGAAGAGGCUUUUCUGCCCACGCUCAAGAGCCUGCACGAACGCUUCUCCAAGUUGCGCAUCAUUCUCGAACACUGCACUACUUCUGCUGCGGUCGAGGCUGUCAAGGCUUGCGGGCCCAACGUCGGUGCUACCAUUACUGCCCAUCAUCUAUAUCUCACCGAAGCCGACGCUUGCUGCGACCCUUUUGCUUUCUGCAAGCCCAUUCCCAAGAAGCCUCUCGACCGCGACGCUCUUCUCAAGGCCGCCAUGAGCGGCAAUCCCAAGUUUUUCUUUGGCAGCGACAGCGCUCCGCACCCCAUCUCCAACAAGACAUCUGCCGAAAAGGGCAAGGCCCCCGCCGGCGUCUUUACGCAGCCGUUUGUCACGCAGCUCGUCGUUCUCGCCCUGCAGGAAGGCAUCGAGCGCGGCGUCCUCGCCGACGCCGACGUCACGCAGGAGAAGCUCGAAAACUUUCUCAGCAAGAAUGGACGUACUUUUUAUAAAUUACCGCAGACGACGCGCCGCAUCGUGCUGGAGAAGAAGGAAACGAUUCCUACCAGUGUCAAGAGCCCCAGUGUCGAGGUUGGCAACUCGCGACAUGGCGAUGAGGUCUUCAGCUUACGAUGGCUGUGA
Beauveria bassiana ARSEF 2860 is the source of this 936-nucleotide messenger RNA. RefSeq names its product dihydroorotase, homodimeric type. Lineage: Eukaryota; Fungi; Ascomycota; Sordariomycetes; Hypocreales; Cordycipitaceae. Bases 1 to 936 code for a protein of 311 amino acids. Gene Ontology annotation, molecular function: dihydroorotase activity. The record is from RefSeq and is a predicted model, not a curated record. Gene Ontology annotation, cellular component: cytoplasm. Gene Ontology annotation, biological process: 'de novo' pyrimidine nucleobase biosynthetic process; pyrimidine nucleotide biosynthetic process. The transcript is spliced from 4 exons.